Hibiscus syriacus is the source of this 753-nucleotide messenger RNA. RefSeq names its product probable E3 ubiquitin-protein ligase RHA4A. Lineage: Eukaryota; Viridiplantae; Streptophyta; Magnoliopsida; Malvales; Malvaceae. The transcript is spliced from 3 exons. The record is from RefSeq and is a predicted model, not a curated record. The coding region runs from base 55 to 555 and encodes 166 amino acids.
UUCUAUUAUAGAUAAACAUUUUGUUUUAGCUUCAUAUCUUUAGGGUAUAAGCCGAUGGGUGUUCCUCAAGCUCAACCCCCUCCGGCUCCUCACCUUUAUCCUCAAGCUCUUCAGCUUAAACUCUACCAAGCAUUCAUAUUCUCAAUUCCCAUCCUUUUCUCAAUCAUUCUCUUCCUCUUGUUUUACUUGUUUUUCCUCAAGAGAAGAGCAUCUACUCUCUCUAACUCUCGCCCUGUUCUUCCUACUACUACUGAUUUUAACCCCACGCCUUGUCAAUUGACUUUGGAAAUGGAGCUUACCGAUAAGCUGCCUACGGUGUUAUUUGAUGAAGAAUUGAAGACUAGGGAUACGCAAUGUAGCGUUUGCUUGGGUGAAUUUGAGAUUAAAGAGGAAUUGCUGCAACUCCCAACCUGCAAACAUGUGUUUCACAUGGAAUGCAUGCAUCGUUGGCUACGCUCCAACUCUACUUGUCCACUUUGUAGAUGUUCUGUCACCAUUACUAUUAUUCCCAUCUCCAAAGCACAUACUCCAAUCCCACCCAAUAUGCCGUCUUAACCACAACAAAGCCUCAUAGUUUCAUUUCAUUUUCACGGAUGAAUUCUAUAUUUUGAUCAUCGGAAAAUAGAACUUCACCGACGAAUCAACAAACCAUUAGUUGCUAUUUAUAAAAACUCAAGUCUCGAAAACGAUAUCGAUGUUUAAGAUUCAAAUUUUGUAAAAUACGUCCCCUCUAAGUCUGGAUGUACGUAAGAA